Xenopus laevis (African clawed frog) is the source of this 2941-nucleotide messenger RNA. It is a transcript of the gene esrrb.L, whose product is annotated as estrogen related receptor beta L homeolog. The record is from RefSeq and is a predicted model, not a curated record. Bases 1 to 1512 code for a protein of 503 amino acids. Lineage: Eukaryota; Metazoa; Chordata; Amphibia; Anura; Pipidae. The transcript is spliced from 9 exons.
AUGAAGCUUGCUGCAAUGCACACUGCUAUAUCUCUGAUCUGGAACUCUGUUGAAAUGCUGCCGGUCUCUGCUCUGUCACCGCAGGAUGGGCCACAUGAGCCGACAACAGGACCAUAUUCCAUGAACUUUACCUUUACCCCUGCUCCCGGUUCUUCCUACUCAUCUGGAAAUGCUGUGCUUAGAAUAAUGGACCUGCCAGAAGUCUGUGUUUCAGAAUCGCUGUCCUACCACAACCAGUUCCUGGUCAGGCUGACUGCUGAUGAGCGCCUUCUUGCAACUGGAUGCUUCAUUAAGCGGGAGCCAUGCAGCCCAUCCGACCUUGCAAGAUUUGUAAAUUACCACAGUCCUAGUGGAUCAUCUGAUACCAGUGGAGGCUACAAUUCAUCAUUCCAAGGGGCACUGAGUGGCUUGGAGUCCCCUUCCAUGGCAAGAAAUCAUAAGUCUUUUGACAUUUGUGAUGGGAAAGAGUCUCCUGCUCAGGCUGACUAUACUCUGAGUGCAGCACCCAAACGUCUAUGCCUUGUUUGUGGAGAUGUGGCCUCAGGAUAUCAUUAUGGUGUGGCAUCAUGUGAGGCCUGUAAAGCCUUCUUCAAACGUACCAUCCAAGGUAAUAUUGAAUACAGCUGUCCAGCAUCCAAGCAGUGUGAGAUCACUAAACGGAGAAGAAAAUCUUGCCAGUCUUGCCGCUUUGCCAAGUGCCUGAAAGUUGGAAUGCUGAAGGAAGGAGUACGUCUGGACAGAGUCAGAGGUGGGAGGCAAAAAUACAAAAGGCGCAUGGAAUCUGAGAGCAGUGGAGAACAUGGGAUACCAAUUCACCCAGGUCCAAAAAAGGCUUAUGCAAAGAUUGUGUCCAACCUUCUUUUGGCAGAGCCGGAAAAGAUCUAUGCCAUGCCCGACCCUACAGUCCCUGACAGUGAUAUUAAGACUCUGACAACACUAUGUGACCUAGCAGACCGUGAACUGGUGGUCAUUAUUGGCUGGGCCAAACAUAUUCCAGGGUUCUCUUCACUUUCCCUGGGAGACCAGAUGAGCUUGCUGCAGGGAGCCUGGAUGGAAAUUCUACUUCUAGGAGUAGUAUUUCGCUCACUACCCUACCAGGAGGGGUUAGUGUAUGCCGAGGACUAUAUAAUAGAUGAGGUGCAUUCACGCAUGAGUGGCUUGAGAGAUCUCUACCUAUGCACACUGCAAUUAGUCCAAAGAUACCGCAAACUGCGCAUAGACAAGGAGGAGUAUGUGACACUAAAAGCCCUAGCACUCGCUAACUCAGAUGCAGUGCAUGUAGAGGACAUACAGAGUAUACAAAAGCUGCAGGACCUUCUGCAAGAGGCUCUGCAGGAAUAUGAGAGCAGCCAACACUGGGAAGAGCCUCGGAGAGCUGGCCAGCUUCUGCUCACUCUUCCUCUCCUGAGGCAAACAGCCAGCCGAGUUGUACAGCAUUUCCAUGCUGUACGGGCACAGGGCAGGGUACCCAUGCAUAAACUCUUUCUGGAGAUGCUAGAGGCCAAAAUGUGACUCGGGGACUAUAUGCACAGAAAUUACAUGCUCAUACCACUCCCUACAGCCUUCCUGGCCUCACAAUGUUCUUAAGCACAAAUAAUGCUCUUCAUAAUGCAGGAGACCAAUGCAGAGCCAAGUAACAACAGGGAACAUGAACCUCAUUCACUCUCAUGGUGUGAAUAAGACUCAACAAAAGACCCUGAAUGCAGUAACACACUUUUCUUGUGACCAGUUUUUUUUGCAAAAAAAUAACAUAAAAACUGGAAUAUACAGAAUCAUACAUAUACAUAUAACAUAAAAACUGGAAUAUACAGAAUCAUACAUACAUUUAUUAAGUCAGCCAGAAUUUAGGAGCUAGAAUAUGUAACUUUCAGACUCUUUAUUGCUUUGCACCCAUUUUUGACCCUCUCAAAUUAAAGAGUGCAUGUUACAGACAAAUUAAACACCACUAGGCUGAAGAAAAAGCUUCAUGUUAACUAGUUGCUAUUUUCUAUAAGACUGGUUACCUCUGACACAGACAGAUCAAAUUCUGAUCAUUUGCUGAGUCUGUCUGACCAUAGUGUAAAAUGACUCAUAAUGUCUAAUUUAGAUGCCAAAUUGCAAUUGUCCCAAUUUCAAUGUCCCUCUGUGUUAAAGCCAGGAUCUUGCUGAUCUUACCACCUUCUUGUUGUGAUGCCUCUGUGAUCUUGUCUCUCUGUAUGACCUUGUUCCUCUGUGUUUAUGUGCUGCAGAGACCCUGCUGGCAUUUCAGUGCCCAUUUGCUUGUUUGUCUCUAGCCUCUUGAUAUCUAGCUGUGUUCAGUAUUUUUUUUAAAUAACCUUCUUUCAUUUAGACCAUCUUAUAUGGUGCCAAAAGGCUAUAUGACCAUGUCCUUCUGAAUGAUGAUGUAUCUACAAGGCCCUGUGCCCUGGUAUUUAGUGUGCUUCCAUAGUUUUGCCUCCUGUAGCAUUAAACAGAAGACAAAUGCUACUGGCUUUUAGUCUGCCCUAAGAAUUAGGCAAUAACAUUCUCAUACUAUAAAAAAUAAAAUACAUAACUGGCAUAUUAAUCUCAUACUCUAGUUUGUUUCACAGUUGCAGGGACUGAGCAUUGGAUGGCUCUAGACUAUGUUGCUACAGUCCACAGAACAGCAUUAACCAGUUGCAUGUUUGGCUACGUGACAGGAAUGUAUAGACUGCUAUUAAUUAAUUAAGACAAAGAAAUCAUAAGUCUGAUCAAACUAACAAUGAAAUUAUUUUUAUAUUAUUACCUGUGUCCACUACUGGUUUUCUGCAUGCUUCUGAGAUUUUGAAUUGUCUGUGACAUGGAAUCUACUUUAUGCCUACUUUCUACUUAUGUGUGCCAUAGCUCUUCACGAGUAUGAUGGUGGUAUCAUAUUGACUGUACAGAUCUUCAUUAAAAAAGUGUUUGUUACUUUUAUUAGGCCUAUGACAGAGAAGAGUGA